This is a messenger RNA of Hippopotamus amphibius kiboko, 7346 nucleotides long. RefSeq names its product CREB regulated transcription coactivator 1 (gene CRTC1). Bases 35 to 2104 code for a protein of 689 amino acids. The record is from RefSeq and is a predicted model, not a curated record. Gene Ontology annotation, biological process: positive regulation of transcription by RNA polymerase II; protein homotetramerization. NCBI's taxonomy places the organism in Eukaryota, Metazoa, Chordata, Mammalia, Artiodactyla, Hippopotamidae. Gene Ontology annotation, cellular component: nucleus; cytoplasm. The transcript is spliced from 17 exons. Gene Ontology annotation, molecular function: cAMP response element binding protein binding.
AGGAGGAGGAGGAGGAGGAGGCGGCGGCGAGAAGAUGGCGACUUCGAACAAUCCGCGGAAAUUCAGCGAGAAGAUCGCGCUGCACAACCAGAAGCAAGCGGAGGAGACGGCGGCUUUCGAGGAGGUCAUGAAGGACCUGAGCCUGACGCGGGCCGCGCGGCUCCAGCUCCAAAAGUCCCAGUACCUGCAGCUGGGCCCGAGCCGUGGCCAGUACUACGGCGGGUCCCUGCCCAAUGUGAACCAGAUUGGGAGCGGCACCGUGGAUCUGCCCUUCCAGCCCAGCGGAUUUCUGGGGGAGGCUCUGGCAGCGGCUCCUGUCUCUCUGACACCCUUCCAGUCCUCGGGCCUGGACACCAGCCGAACUACCCGACACCAUGGGCUGGUGGACAGAGUGUACCGGGAGCGUGGCCGGCUUGGCUCCCCACAUCGCCGGCCCCUGUCAGUGGACAAACAUGGAAGGCAGGCAGACAGCUGCCCAUAUGGUACCAUGUACCUCUCGCCACCUGCGGACACCAGCUGGAGAAGGACCAAUUCUGACUCUGCCCUGCACCAGAGCACCAUGACUCCCACCCAGCCAGAACCCUUUACGGGUGGGUCCCAGGACGCGCACCAGAAAAGAGUCUUACUAUUAACAGUCCCAGGAAUGGAGGAGACCACAUCAGAGACGGACAAGAACCUUUCCAAGCAAGCAUGGGACACCAAGAAGUCUAGGGACCCUGCCUGGAGCCUGCAGUUCUUGGAUGGUGAUAGCGUCCGAGGGUCACAGACGAGGAGGCGGUUUCUCUGGGACCCUCUCCCCGGGGCUGGACGACAGGGCAGCCGCGGUCUCCGUCCUCUGGCAGCGUGGGCCAGGGAGCACGCCAGCACCGGGGUCCCCGUGGGAGCCGCAGCUCUGGGGCACCGCGCGGCUGGAAGGCGGACGGGGUCCAGGCCCAAGUCCUGCGAGGUCCCCGGAAUCAACAUCUUUCCAUCCGCCGACCAGGAAAACACUACAGCCCUGAUCCCCGCCACCCACAACACAGGGGGCUCCCUGCCUGACCUGACCAACAUCCACUUCCCCUCCCCCCUCCCGACCCCGCUGGACCCCGAGGAGCCCACCUUCCCCGCGCUAAGCAGCUCCAGCAGCACCGGCAACCUCGCAGCCAACCUGACACACCUGGGCAUCGGUGGUGCCGGCCAGGGGAUGAGCACCUCUGGCUCCUCACCACAGCACCGCCCAGCCGGCGUCAGCCCGCUGUCCCUGAGCACGGAGGCGAGGCGGCAGCAGGCCCAGCAGGUGUCGCCCGCCCUCUCCCCGCUGUCACCCAUCACUCAGGCCGUGGCCAUGGACGCCCUGUCUCUGGAGCAGCAGCUGCCCUACGCCUUCUUCACCCAGGCGGGCUCCCAGCAGCCGCCCCCGCCGCAGCCUCAGCCCCCGCCGCCGCCGCCGCCUGCGUCCCAGCAGCAGCCGCCCCCACCGCCCGCGCAGUCCCCCCCAGAGAACGCGGGCCAGCCGCCGAUGGGGAUCGACAUUGCCUCGGCGCCGGCUCUGCAGCAGUACCGUACUAGCGCCGGCUCCCCAGCCAACCAGUCUCCCACCUCGCCCGUCUCCAAUCAAGGCUUCUCCCCCGGGAGCUCCCCGCAACACUCUUCCACCCUGGGCGGCGUGUUUGGGGACUCAUACUACGAGCAGCCGAUGGCGGCCAGGCAGGCCAAUGCUCUGUCCCACCAGCUGGAGCAGUUCAACAUGAUGGAGAAUGCCAUCAGCUCCAGCAGCCUGUACAGCCCGGGCUCGACGCUCAACUACUCCCAGGCGGCCAUGAUGGGCCUCACGGGCAGCCACGGGAGCCUGCCGGACACACAGCAGCUGGGCUACAGCAGCCACGGCGGCAUCCCCAACAUCAUCCUCACAGUGACAGGAGAGUCCCCUCCCAGCCUCUCUAAAGAACUGACCAGCACGCUGGCCGGGGUCGGUGACGUCAGCUUCGACUCUGACAACCAGUUCCCCCUGGACGAACUCAAGAUCGACCCCCUGACCCUGGACGGACUGCACAUGCUCAAUGACCCAGACAUGGUCCUGGCCGACCCGGCCACCGAGGACACCUUCCGGAUGGACCGUCUGUGAGCGGCACGCCCGGCACACGGCCGCCCAGCCCCCGGGCUCCGUCACCCCACGGGUCAGUGGUCCCGACGGCGUCUCCCUGAGCCUGGGGACGGCGGCGCUCCGUCCCUCGCAAACGGCCGAGCUUGUGAUUCUGAGCUUGCAAUGCCGCCAAGCGCCCCCGCCCGCCCGCCCGCCCCCCGGUCGUCCACCUCCCGCGUGAGGCCGCGCGUCGUCGCCCCCGCGGAGCCCCCCCGCUCUCUCAUCCCCCUGUAAGAUGCGGAAAGCGUGCUGGGCAGGGCCGCCGGCCUCGGGGGGUGCCGUGCUCUGCGACGGUGGUGGGCUGAGGUGCACCUCGCGACUGUUGUCCAGCUCUCACUGCCUUCCUUUGUCCCUGGUCCCCCCACCCGCCCGCGCCCCCAGCCCUUGGUCAGGUAGCGAGCCAGCCCCACCCUGCCAAAGGGAGAAGGCGCCAGAGAGAGGGGGGUGGACGUGAAGCGAAAUAAACACUAUUUGGACUGCUGUCUUUUAUAUUUCUGAGCACACACAGGACGCUAGGCUCCAUCCUAUGGAGGUGGGAUGCGAACGGGUGAACGGAGCAUGCGAAGCAGCUAACUCUCCCCCCGGGGCCCAGUGGGAAGCCCACCACGCCCCUGCCUCGCCCACCCCCAGCCAGGCCCCUCGGUGGCCACCUUCGCUGUGAAACCCCCACCCAGGCCUGUCGGGGAUGCACGUGGAGGCAGGGAUUAUUUCUAGGGGGGUUUGCAACUAGUUUCCAUCUUUCUUUCUCUGUACUGUGGUCACUGUUACUAUUAUUUAAAGAAUGGGGUGGGGAGGGGGCGGCCAGGGCAUUUUUGUUGUGUUUCUUUUUGUUCGUCUCUUUUGGUUCGUAUUUACAUUUUGGUUGUAGACGAGUAACUGACUCUUUCAAGCCAACACUUGCCUGAGAGCAUGUUUUUAUUCUAGAAAUCCUCCGUUAAAAUAUUUGUAAGCUAACUGGAAGCAGUCUGCUGCCUGCCGAGGUCUGAGCUGCAUCUCUGGCCUUUUUAGUUUUGCUCUGUUAUCCCCAAACAGAAGGAUGUGAGGUUGGGCUGGGCUGGCUGCGCUGCCUGGGCACUCUGGCAGAAGCUGGCGGCAGUGGCCAGAGGUGCCUCCGCUCUGGUCCCAUGACAAGCCUUCUGGGAAGGAGCCACGGCUCUCAUGAGGGGUCUCGCGAAGACCCAGCUCUGACCAGCCCUCCUGAAGGUGCCAGCCAGUCCUCAGGGCGGGCCCGUCCCAGACCCCGUGGCCGGCGGCAGCUGCAGCCCCUCUGCUCUGAGAUGCCCUGGAGACGAGCCUGUCCUCAGCGCCCGCAUCCCGAGAACCAGCCGACAUGCGUCCCCUCCCAUCAUCCCGCCAUCUCUCUUGUAGCCCUUCCUGGCAGGGCUGGAUUUGGAAGCAAAGAGCAGUGUGCAUUUUAGCCGCUGGUUUCCAGGUGCUUCUCAAAGUGCCUCAGGAGGCCCAGGUGACCAUCCAUCGGGGCUCACUGGCGCACCAGAGGCUGUCCCUCUGCCCUACAGGCCCUGCGAGGGGGCAGCAGGGCUAGCUUUGUGUUCUGUCGGUUGCUUUGGAAUGGGAACCUCCGUUUCAUUCCCUCCGACCUCACAUCUCGAGUUCUUACUUGCUUCUCCACCUGCCAGCCAGGCUAGCACCUCCUGCCUGGCACGUUUCCGCCCCUGUCAGGGUCUUGGGAGCACCCGCCUCUGUCUGUGGGAGCCAGAUUUAAUCCUAGCGACCGUCCGCCUCUCUUGUUCCCCAGCCGGGCUGUUAGCAUGUGGCCAUGUGGCCACACAUACGGGAAGCCGCCCGUCCUCGGUCCCUUGGCCUCCGCCGCUGUUGUCUGGACUGGGGGACACAGUGUCAGUCCAUCCAGGUCAAGGGCCUGUCUUCUUUCCAUGGCAGGGGCUGGGGGCAGAAAGUGGGGACUCUUUUUUUUUUUUUUUUUUCUUUUUAAAGAGAAACUAUGUGUACAUAGAAGGGUUUGAUUACCAUUAGACUUGUAUGUAGAACUUUUAAAAAAAAUGGCCUUAAUAAAAUUAUAAGCAACCUUCCUGGAUGCAAUCUGCAGACAAGGCACUGGGGACCCUGCGAGGGAGCCCCGUCAGCCCACACUUCCCAUCUGCCCAGCACUGGGUUCUUGGUGCAGAUGGGCAGGGAAGGAGGGGUGGUCCAGCCUCGUAGGCCGUUUCUAGCAUCCCUCGGCCAGGAGCACAGGUGACGUUGUGUUAACACGCCAGCCUUGGCCCAUGAGGGACGUAGGUGCAGAGCUUUCCUGGGGAGGGGACCCAGCCAGGAGCCCGCGGCCAGGCGUCCUCAAAGGGUCCACCACCCCCUCCUGGGCCUGGGCAGGCCUCUGGGGGGUCUACAACAGGGGAUUUUGUUUUUUUUCUUAAAUAUCGCUUCUCUACUAAAUAUUGGAUGUGAAUUGCCAAGACUUUUAGAAACAGGACAGCUUAAGGGAAUCAGCCCUUUGACUUGUGAUGUGAAAAUACUGUGAUUUCAGGCGAGCUGUGCCGUGCGGGGUCCGCCGGGGCCCCUGCCUCAUGUAUGUAGAUAGACCCACCGCCUGCGUCCUCACUCGCUGUGGCCGAGCCCCCCCUCAGCUGUGACCUUUCCUCUGGGAGCACGAGCCAGCUGGCGUGUCCCCACCUGCCUCAGUUUACCCUCUGUCCUCUGAGCCCGCAAGGUGGUGAAUUUGUUCCCCCACAAGGCUCUUGGGCCGAGGAUGAGACCCGGGGUCAGCCCCUCUCUGUCCCCCAGAGAGGAGAGGUUAUGCCUCUGCCCUCUCCCCCAACCCGUCCAGCAUCGCCCCCUGCAGUGCCCAGGAUUGACUUGGGGGGGGAGAAGGAGGAGUCUCAUGGGGUCACAUCCCUGUCACAGGUACCCAUGAGGACCUCCACCGCCACCGUGCCCUUACCAGAGGGAAGACAGGCUGCAGUUUCUGGGGUGGCCUACAGUCCUCUCCCUGCUUUUCUUGCACGCCUUGUUUCCCCCCAGCACUCCUCCCUCAAGAAGGGUGGGGGCCGGUCCGUGAGACCCUCAGUGGAAAGCUCAGGGGGCAGGUCGACCCUUCAGCAAAAUGUGAGGGCUCACUGCCCACGGUACCCAAAAGCCAGUCAGGCUCCCCUGUGGGGAUAGAUGCACAGCAGAAGGGACCCUAGUUGCAUUGGGUCCAGCCUCCACCCUCACUGCGGUCCACAGAGCUCCCUGGGACCAGGCCUGCGAGGCCGGAAGGCAAGGCAGGGGUGUUGUGUUUGCGGCCCUUUCCCUGGCGACGCCUCCACACUAACCUCCAGCCUUUGCGCUGGCCUCGGGGCCACCUUCCUGCCCGGUGGGUGUGCCGUGGGGGGUGCUUGGCCGGCCUUUGCAGCCUGUGUGCUGUUAUCUCCUUGUGGGUUUUUGAGGGCCGGGCAGGAGGGUUCUGGGGUCUUGGUGUGUUUGGCCUGAUUUCUUCAGGCGGCUGACCUCCCAGGAGGACGGCUAGCCAAGCGGGACCCCAUCACGAGGCCCGUGUGUCACAGUGGGGUGGGCGAGGACAGCUGUCCAUCUGCCUGUCCAUCAGAUGCUGUGAGACCCCUGUGUGGAGGGCGAGAGGUCCCAUGUCGUCCAUCCAUCCUGCCGGGGUGAGGGCUGCCUGCCGGGUGCUGGCUGCGGCCUGGUCAGGGUGUCGGGAGUAGGUGCAAGGCCCCUGGGGGGCUGGGCAGAGCUCAAGCAGCAGGGGUGACCCCCCCUCUGUCUGUCAUCCUGGGCCUCAUGAGCCCCCAUGAUCACCUGCUCCUAGAGGAGACUGUUGACCCAGAGGCCUCCAGGGGGCCGAGGACGCGUGGGACGGUGCAGCCCUCCCCAGACGUCCAUAUCGUGGCCGAGCCUGAGCUAGUUCAUAACCAAACAUGCUGCGAGACUGCUGCGCCCGGCUGCAUUCUGCGUCUUCUGCGUUUCCAAAGAAGGCAUCCCCUCCCCAGGGUGCAGGCUGGGUGUGGUGAGGCCCGGUGGGGUUGGGAGACCCACCAGCUCCCCCGCUCCUGCCCCCAGUCCUGACAAAGCAGCAGCAGCACCCAUCACCCUCACUGGGUUCUGAGGGAGCUGCAGUCGGAGGCCUCAGGGUGCCCUUGGCGUGGGGUUGGAGCACAGGGGUGCGACGUCAAGGGUGCCUGGUGCCCUUGGGCCUGGCUGCCACCCCUGCAGGGGACACUACAGGUGAGGGAGCUGUGGCCACCCGAGCGCCCCCCGCCCCCUAGUAUGUGACCUGAAGAGCUGGGGGAGGAUUUGGCGCCUCGCCCACCCUGGGAGGCCUGCCUGGGGUGAGUAGGCAGCCAGGUCUGUUUCCGCCUGAGUUCUCCGUGGACCCUGGGCCCCCGCUCCCUGGGGGUUUCACAGCAUGUGACGGAGGUCCCUGAGACGGUCCUUUUUCAGGCCGUGCCCAGCCAGCUUGGCCUGAGCCAACUCUUUUUGGCUUCCCUUGGCUUUUGGGGGUCCUGGCUGGGUGGGGCUCAGGCAUCUCUCAUAACCGUUGGCGUGCCACAGACAGGAGUUCUCCCCUAGCGGAGGUGGGGUGACCUGCACCCCCCCUUGGGCACUGGGGUACUCCUGAAGGCACCGGGGGGUGGACAAGACUCUUGUGACCUGGGCCUCAGUUCCCUCUCGUCAUUAGCUCAGGCCCACGGGUCUCAGGACCCCAGGCUCGUCCCAGGCAGGGUAGGGGCAGGGGCUGGACAGUUCUGCCUUUCGCCCUCCUGCCAACACACUGUCCCAAGGAGCCAGUGACACGGGGGUUGCCCCCAUCUCGCAGGGUUGUGGAAUUUGGGGGUAAUCGAUGCCCAGCCUGUCAUUUCUAACCUCCCGCCAACUGGGGACAAGGGGACACAGCUGUGGCAUUUGCCACCAGACUCCGGGAGGGAGGGCUUUGGCAGUCGAGGUCCACUGGCCCCGCCGUGCCCUCCGUAGGAGACUGCCCCUCCCCCUCCAGGGGCUGGGCGGUACCACUGAUAUAUGCAAACCCGCCAGUCCAAGCCCUGUCCCACCUGUGUCCCUCUUUCCCCAGGCUGGCUCUGCCCCCCCUCCCCCAGCAUGUACAGUGUGCUGUAGGUGUCCCGUGGGCCGCACGCGUGGGUGCCCAUGGCGGGUGGGGGCGGGCGCUCAGGGCGCACUUGGCCGGCCCCUGCCCAUCCUCUCUGGUGUGGACGCUGUCGUCUUUGUACCUUUGCAUCCUUUGUAAUGAAACGUAAUA